AUGGCGCCGCUGCGGGUCUUGUGCCUUCACGGCUACCGGCAGAACGGCGCCUCGUUCCGGGAGAAGACGGGCGCCCUCAGAAAGCUCCUCAAGAAAAAAGUCGACUUUGUCUACAUGGACGCGCCGCACUCGAUCGAACAAGAUUCCAUUGAGGGAACUGAGAGCGGCGACGGCGACCGUCGCGGCUGGUGGUUCUCAGACCCCGGCGCGCGGACCUUCGACGCUCGGCAGCUCUGCGAGGACAGCUCGGGCCUGGACGAAAGCGUGGCGGCGGUGCGGGAGGCGGCGCGCCGUCACGCGCCGCUGGACGGCGUCCUGGGCUUCAGCCAAGGCGCCGCUUUGGCGGUCGUGCUCUGCGCGUUGCGGGAAUCGGGCGCCGAGCCCGACUUGAGCUUCCGGUUCGCCAUCCUGGUGGCCGGCUUCCGCAGCCGCUGCGCUCGGCACCUGACCUUUUACUCCGCGCCGCUGGAGACGGCGUCCAUGCACGUCUUCGGCCUGGAGGACGGCGUGAUUCCCGCCGACGAGAGCCGCGAUCUACUGGCCGUCUUUCGAGAACCGGAGGUCAUGACGCAUCCCGGCGGACAUUUUGUCCCGGCCGCUUCCGCUCACAGACAAAACUACCAGGACUUUCUGGAGCGCUUUCAGUAA
Molecule: messenger RNA, 648 nt
Organism: Nerophis lumbriciformis (worm pipefish)
Lineage: Eukaryota; Metazoa; Chordata; Actinopteri; Syngnathiformes; Syngnathidae
Source: RefSeq, a predicted model, not a curated record